Molecule: messenger RNA, 723 nt
Organism: Trematosphaeria pertusa
Lineage: Eukaryota; Fungi; Ascomycota; Dothideomycetes; Pleosporales; Trematosphaeriaceae
Exons: 3
Coding region: 1-723 (240 amino acids)
Source: RefSeq, a predicted model, not a curated record
AUGGGGUAUGAAAGGGUCCUCAAUCUUUCGCUCAUACCGACGACUCUUUUUUUCCUCCUGUCUCUCGUUUCUAUCGUAAUAACAGCCCACUACUGGAUCAUCGGCGAUUGGCUAAUGCCGCGAUGGAUCGCGGUGCCGACGACUUUCAACCAGCGGACGAACUCGUGGAACCACGAUGACAUGAUCGUCGACUACACUGAGCCGUCCACCAACGCGACUAUUAUCUCUGGAUGCCUCUGCUUAACGGCCGCCGUGAUGGCAGGUAUUGCGUGGCACAAGCUGCGGAAGCGGGAUAUGGACUCGGACUUCCAGUUGCCAGUGCGCCGCUUCUAUACCGGCACCGUCUUCAUCACCGGAGCAGCAGCCGUGGGCGCCGCGCUCGCCGCGCUCGUUACUUCCUUCACAGACAAGGGGCCCGAUCAGUACGGCUGCACGGUCUCGACAGCGUCGACGAAGUCUGCGGGAACGUUUACGAAUCUCCUCUGCUCGCGGGAGAUGGGGGCGUGCAACUUUUUGAAGAAGUGGGUGCCUCUGGGUACGGACAGAAGCAAAGAUUGGACGGCUCCGCUAGCCUGUAAUGAGAUUAUCGCCGUUAAGUGGCUGCAGAUCGUGCUUAUUGUGAAUGCAGUGGUGGUUAUGGCGAUGUUUGGUCUUCAGGCGAGGUUGCGGAAGAAGACGAGAUGGACGAGGGCUGGGAAGCAGCCGCUUGUCAACCCCAUGUGA